AUGAGUAGACAAGACUUAAUCAGCCUUCUAAAUGAUUAUACCACCAAAGUGCAGUUGAGAAGAAACCGAAAAACCGAGGCACUUGAAUACUGGGAGCGAUUUGUAACUGACAUCAUAAAUUCUGUAAAGAGAAGCGACAAACGCUUCGCGAAUUUGCACAUUUUUCACACUGGAAGCUAUUACGAUGGCUCAAAAGUUCGGAAGCCGGAUGAGUUUGAUAUGAUGUUGGUGAUGGACAACUUACAACUCGACGGUGAACCUUAUGGAGAAGACGAAGAUGAUGGUAUGAGCGAGCCGCCAACAGGUGCGAGGUUGCAAUUUUCUAUUUUCGCUUUUUCUUAAGCUAGGAAAUUACCUUGUAAUAUGAGCUACACAGAAAAAUUUCUCCCUGUUUAUAUAACCGGCAAAAGGACAAAAAAAUGUGUCUACAGACAUUUUGUCACGAAAGAUUAAUAUCAAACAUUUCGCUAUUAAGUUUGCGGAACGACUCGAAAGCGACACUACUCGAAGGCAUGACGUAGUUAUCGUUUCAGUCAGGUCCUGUUUUAGUGCAAAUGAAUACCUUGUUUUUAAAAAUUUUCAUGUCAGUCGUUGUAAACGAACAGACGGUCUUCACAAAUAUUACUACUCAUGCAAGAACAGAUGAGAAUUCCAAAUUAAAUUUAAAAGAGAGGCUUUCCUAAACCUUCCCAACAUUUCUCUCAUUUCCUUAUUUCAGUAGCUAGUACUGAGUCUAUUGGUGAGAAACGUAUUCGCCACUCUGACCCCACCUCCUCCCUUUCCAGCUGCCCAAUCUACCUUCACUUACAAAGAGGAAGCCACAGUUAGAUGCCAGUGGUCUCAUAACUGAGUUAGAACAACUGAAAAUCUGGAUAGUAUGGAUAGACUGGCCCUAAUAAACACACCACACAAAACUCAGCUAAACCAGACUCGCCGAAAGGCGAAGUCACUGGGCUGCCCAAAAACCUAGACUACGUCAAAAUCAAAUCUACCGCCACCAGACAGAGUAGAAGUAGUAGUAGUAGUAGUAACAACAACAAUAAUAAUGAUAAUAAUGAUGAUGAUAAUAAUAAUAAUAAUAAUAAUAAUAAUAAUAAUAAUAAUAAUAAUAAAAGAGGAAGAAGGAAGAGGAGGGGGAGGAGGAGGAGGAGGAAAUUGAUAAGUUUGCCACCCAGGUGCAGAUCAUUGGAGGUGGCGGGGGAGGACUGAGGAUCUUUGUCACAACAAGAGGUCUCCCCCCAGUGGAAUCGAAGUGGACCUUGUAGGUCUGAUCUCAUCAAUUCCUGUGUAAAUAUAUUUUAGGAAGUUGCACCACCUCCUGAGCAUUUGCCAUGGUACAUUAAGAUUUAGAUCCUGCACAUAAAAAAAUAGGCCAAUAAAAUUAUCCCCCAGUUCUAACAGGGCAUCAGUUUUGUGUUUUAGCUUUUACUUUCCAAUAAUAAUUAUACAUAUUGUAUGUACAAUCAAGGAUGUCUGGUGUCAACGCGAGAUUUGACUUGACGUUUUAAUUACUACUUAGUUUCGUACCGCCGCCGGCAUGUACGGCACUCCUCAGAUAAAAUUGCAUUAAGAUGUUAUAACAUACGCUAAGACUACAAACGCGCCCGCAGAUCGUCCUAGAUAAGUCGGGAAGAGGAAGGAACCUCUGCCGACAUCCUCGACAAUUCAUAUUGAGCAUGCUCCAAAUUCAAAUUUUUCGGCGACGUCAAUCAAACCGUUACCAUAGCAUCCACUGCGUUUGUCAGCAAAUGUAAAUGUUAGCGGGAACGUACCGGUUCGUUUUCACCCUUCCGUAGCUGUGUUUCCUCUAGAUUGGGAAGCUCCGGUAGGAACAAUUUCACUUUUGGAAUAUAAACUUGCCAUGUUUCAGUGUAAAGAGGUUAAAAAAUGCUUAAAGCUAUGGUAAAACUUACGGUGCUUUUCAAAAACAAAGCAACUAACCUUGAAGCAAAGAAACACACAAAACAGAUCGAAAUCCACCAAUCACAAAUCACAAACUACGACCUUUUGUUUCCUAAGAGGUUCGCCAAGAUGUAAAGGCGAGAAAGGGGAGAAAGCGCCGCUUCUUCAGAUUUUGAUUGACGUCGUAGGAAAACACAAAAUCCAAAGACGUUUUUGGCAUCGCAGGUCGGGUGUUAUCCACAAACAGCUGUAAAAGCAUCGAUCAUUUACAUGCAAGAUGGAUUCUGUAGCCUCAUGAUCUUAUUUUGAAUUAAUGCUAUGGCAAACACAAAAGAAUAAGCAUAUAUAUUGUUUCUUAAAUAUAUUUUUAUUCAAAACCCAAUUGUUUAUCCUUUGAAGAACUUCGCGUAACACUUACCGGAUUGUGGAUCCGUUCACGCAAGUAAAAUCGGCUAAGUAAGUGGUUAAAUCCAAAACAAAAUCCAUCUCGAAUCUGGGUGCAUUUUUCAAUUUUUGUAAAACUGAACGUUCAAUCUACAGGGGCACCCAACGGCAGUUUUCGGGAAAAUAUCUGUUCGGAAGACGAUUUGAGAUCUAGAAUUUUCGGAGCAUUUGUUGUAAAAUUUCUUGCUUGCCUGCCUCUCCUAGGAUUUUCGAACAUCUACAAAAUGGUAUAAUUACUCAUUUUUAAGGGAUUUUUGCCCUAAAAAAGGCCACCUAGAAUUUUCGGGAGCCUUUUCCUGGCUGAAAUUUUCGAGAAGGCAAGUUUUUAUCCCUAUAAUUUUCGGAUCACUAGAUUUUCAGCUGGGAAAUCCGAACAGAUGAAAAGUUUUUAGGGGAUAAAAAUAUGCCUAUAUCUACCGUUUGAGUACUAAAAUACGUCCAACAAGUUAAGUGGUUUUGAACUAUAUCCUCGUUGGGUGCCCCUGAAUCUAUAAUUUUCUCAAAAUUCCUGCAUGAAAUUGAAGAGGCAGCUACUUGUCUUGUCAUGGAGCGUGGGCGCAGAAAGAGUCAGCGAAACUCCAGAAUAUGCGUGCGUGCACAGACAAAACUGGUUUAUCCAGUAUAAAACUUGUCUCUGACUCAUCCAAAAAGCUGGAUGAUCGGCAGAUCAAACGAUUUAGAUGUCGGCAGAGUCGCUUCCUCUUUCCCGACUUAUCUAGGAAGAUCGAAGGAGACUCUGUUCGCAGGGUAGUGCCAGAUGGGCUUACUGAGUUCUGUACUGAGUCUCUUGUUUGGGUCUCUGAAAGAAGACUUAUGGUUCCAGUAUCUCAACAAAGUUCUCAGUAAGGCCUACAUAGGUCUCGGCUGGCCCGUUGUCCUCCGUUGCUACUGUGGCUCGGUAGAUCACGGCUGAUUUUAAGCAAUUGCCUCCAGAGGGCAAUAAGGUGGUUGACGGCAGUUGCAAGCUUUAGGUGGUACGGCGUUUGUUUUCCGUAGAGUGGAUUUGUUGUAGCCAUCAAUUUUUUUAGAUUCGGCAUGCAGCUGUAACUGAUCUUUACUGUGUUCCGGUUGAAGAUUUGAUGCAGGGUUGUACCCGCCGUCAGCGAGAGCUUUCUGAUAAAGAGGCGCCGCUUUGCUAAAGGAAUCUUCAUCUAUAGAGAUUUCGGACAGCCUUUUGCUAAUGGACUUUGGGAUGUUUUUGAUGAUGCGGGGUGGAUGGUUAGAUUUCUUGUUGAUGUAGAAUGGAAUGUUUCGUGGUUUGUUGUAUGGCAAGUCCAGGUUGAGUGUGACGUCAAGAAAGUUUACUACUUUCUUAUCGGCCUCGAUAUGUAAUCUUCAGACCGUACUUUCGGCCUGCCGAGGUGACGCCUUGGUUACGCCUAGACCGUCAUCUCUGUACAAGCCAAAGUUACAUGCGUUACCGAACCUUUCCUUGAUGUUGUGGAGGAGGUAAGUGCCGACGAGUUCGCAUGAUUCGGCACCAUCGUAACUGCCCAUGGUCACAUCGAAGAGGUUUGAUGACGUUCUCUUGCUCCAUGGCUCACCGGAGUUGUAGAGAAGAGAACUUUUUGCCUGAAGGAUAUACCGUUUGUAGUCUUAGCGUAUGUUAUAACGAAAUUUUUGUUGGCAAUUUUAUCUGAGGGGUGCCGUACAUGCCGUGCGGUACGAAACUAAGUAGUAAUUAAAAUGUCAAGUCAAAUCUCACGUUGACACCAGACAUCCUUGAUUGCACUACGCUCUAGUCCUUCUAUUGAGCACCCUGCCGAUAGGCGUGCAUAUGCAUCAACUGUUAUAUUGUAUGUACAUAUUUAUAAUAAUAAUAACGACAAUAAUACGUAAUAAUAAUAAUAAUAAUAAUAAUAAUAAUAAAAUAAUAAUAAUAAUUGUACAAAAAGGGAUUUCAGUGUCACCUUUGUGUCAUAAGUUAAUGAAUAUUUUGUUCUGUUAAUGCACAGGAUUUACUACAGUAAUGAUUGACCAGGGUGAAGAAUUGCAGUGGAAGCAAGACAGUUGUGUUAAUGCACGGGGAAUGUUAAAUGCCCAAAGGGUCAAGGAAGUUUUUGCACGGCUCAUCAGAAAUGCUAUUGGCACCCUCGCACAGCGAUAUAGAAGCAGGUAUGAGCAUGUAAAUAUACCAGUAUGUGACAAAUGGCUCCAGACAUAAUGGGGAAAAAUCCUUAAUAGUUGCAAGUCUGUUUCAUUUCUAAGGAACAAUAUUAGUAACUACAGUCAUAAUUUAAUAUCAUUGGUUUAAAUAGUUAGCCCAGCCCAUCUCUACCCUAAAAUGGUCUAUCCCUAAGACAAAGACUUGUUUAACCAAAGUGAAUAAUUACAAAUUCUAAUUUGUUUUGAGCACAUAGAAAGCACAACUGGAGCAACAAAACUCAUAACAGAAACUCCGUUUCUGAAAGAGUAAUAUUAUAAUAUACUAUAAUAUCAUAGGUGACGAAUUACUCCUUAAUUUUGGCGCGAAAUUUCAGCGUUAAUUUGUAAUUUCACAUGUGAAAUUACAAAAUUGCCAUGGCAACCUUCCGUACGUCUCAGUGUCAAGAUGGCGAGGAAGUUUUAAAAUGUCGUGAAUGAAGAUGUCAGGGCGGCAAAAGACGCUUUAGAAAACCUGAACACACAAGAGAACAUCAAGAAGGAUUCUAACAGGUAUUUUGCCGAAAUAGUCUGAAAAAGUCUGAACUUUAUAAGCCAAAUUUAAGGUCUAAACAUUUGAGAGAGUGGAGUUCUCAAUCGAUACGAUCCAGGAUAAACAUGUCAAAAAUCCAAGAUUGCUAACGUAAUUCGUCACCCAUGAUAUUAAUAGGUAAUCAAAUGGUGACGAGUGAAAUUAGGGAAUAAUUUCACGCGCGUUUUGUCCAAAUCCUUAUAAUGCCCCUCGCCUUAUAAUAAUUAACAAAAUUUGAUUAUUUAAUGUCUGUUAUUGACCUUAUAACUACUGUUAGUUAUUACUAUUAUUACAAGUGAUACCGGUAAAAGUAAAUUAUAAUUAUUUUACACUAUAUAAAGUUUCACUUUUAAACCCUAAAAUAAUUUCAUUAAAAAGGGUUAGCAUUUUCGUCCUUCUUCGGUGCCGCAUAUUUAUACCACGAAGGCACAGUUCGAGGUUGUCCGCUAUAGUGAGAAGUUGAGUCCAUUUGCUUUUAUUGUAUUCACAUUCAUGGUAAGUACAGUGUGAUAAUUGGGGAUAACAGGCUCCAUGGUCAUCACAGGGCUAUCUUUGUAGUACUAGGAUAUCCAUAAUUUAUGCCUUGGGGAUGAAAAUUGAUUGAACUUUUUUUUUAGUGAUAUAGAAAUCAUGUCAAAGAGAAAGUAAAAUCUACUAUUAAAACUGAUUCUUAAGUCGUGACACAAGCCGAUUAAUACUCUUUCAGUCUUGGUUCAUGCAAAGCUGUUUGAUGAAUUUAUAAACUAUUGAUCGUGCGGAUACCGGCUGAACCUCUCCGCUCGUACCAAGGUGUCUUGUCAUAGGUUGGAGGAAACAUUAACACAACAUUGUUUAUCAUUUUUUCCAUUGUUUUAACGUUAGGGUAGCAAACCAUUUGGCUUUUAGGGUUAGAAGAGCUGCUACAUGACCUCUCUCCUGGAAAGAAGAAAAACAAUAUGGCCACCAAAUAGAUCCUUUUAGAUUUUAAAGUUCUCCUUUAUAACAAACGUCGAACUUUUAUUUCGGCAAACAAACAGUUUAGUUGAAAAAGGAUUCUACAAAAAUGACAAGUUGGUCUCCUUUUUGAUUUUAACUUGCAAUAUCGGUCAAUUUAUGCAACUUUUAAACUUCCGCCCCAGUUGUCGUUUGCUUCUGCUUUGAAAUGGAAUUAUUAUUACUCAGAGGCAAUACAGAGUUAAGAUUUGUAGAGAAAAACAACAAAAACUUGCCAAUUAAUGAUGAAAAAUGUACUUUCAAAACGAAAUAAAUUAUUCAAAACGCUCUGGUCACGUGAUUGAUAACAUCAUGUCCUUUUGGUCAUGAAAAGCAUUAUCAGGUAGACCAUUACUUUCCUGCAAAUUUUCACUGCCGUGCGAUGAAACGUCGACUCUCUAUAGCCCUCAGCCUAGUCUCCCAACAUUUUCCCUCAUGUUCAUUGCCUUUAAAUUUUAAAUGCCGGACGUCAACUGGUUAUUUCUAAAUGCCCCACAAAACCAAAACCUCAAAUAUGCUAUUUGUUUUUAAAUCGAUAUUGAAAUAUUGUCACAGCAACAAAAAAACCUAAUUCAGCAAUUUAGUCACGUGACGGAUGACAUAAUAACCCUAGAUGUUUACGUAUAAAAUUGUCAAAGUUAUAAAGCUUCUUUAAAAAAUUGCUGCAAACUUUAAGGAUUCUGGGAUAUUUUUUAUGAUAUUUAUAAUUUGCUCUUAUCUUUAGACAUGUUGAAGUCAAGACACACGGUCCUGCAGUAACCCUCGAAUUAACUAACAGCAAUAAUGGAAAAAGUUAUUCUAUCGACUUAGUGAUUGCCAUCAAAGAUAAAUCCUGGCCUGAGGAUGCAGAAGAAUGGAGAAAAAGAAGGCGCCAAGGUGAGGCAACCUGUUGACCACAUAGCAGCUAGUAAUGUCUGGGAUACUGUUCUGAUAAUAUUGAUAUGGGAACAGAAGCCACCAGGAACAUUGGCUUUCCUUGUCUUUACUGCCGAAGUAUGCCUUUGACAUUAGAGAGUUUUAGAUCCGAGUUUACCGCGAACCUCUAACCGCUGGAGGUCACGUGACAAGUCUUUCGCGUCACGUUUGAGGUUUACGACGUGCGUUUUCAACGUGGGGAGAUAGGUUUUCACGUAUGUCAUUUACCUGAAAGCUUUUAGCGUAUAAUUCUUGUUUUAUCCCACGUAGUGAUACAAAAAUCUUGUGGAGCAAGUCUUUAUCCAUUAACAGAGGCACAAAUUCGGACGAAAUGCUAAAUUUGAUAAAUCCCUUUGGAUCUUGAAAACAAGUGCCAUUCAUGGCUGCUGAUUCAAAAUGGCGGCCGUAAAAUUGCAAGACGAACUAAUAUAAGAAUUUACAGCUCUUUGCUGCUAGAUAACCCACUGUUACCGUAAAUUUCUUUUAUUUUCACUGAUCGAUUUUUCUUCUAUUUCUAAAUGGAAAAAUAAACCAGAAUCCACUUCUUUAAUCCACCGCCAAUCUAAAUCGAAUUAUGUUUGAACGUCGAACCGCGAACGGGUAACCGCAAACCGCGGUUAGAGGUUCGCGGGAAACUCGGAUCUAAAACUCUCUAUUAACUUGUGGUCAACUUCAAAGGUCAGUGAAGACCUCUACGAUGGCUCCUGUGGCCUAAGGGCCAUGUUCUCACGUUUCAUAUAUAGCAAGCUGUACCUGAGGAUUAGUACAGUUAGGCAGUAUGACAACCAGGCUUUGGGAACAAUUCUGGUACAGUGAAACAUCAAAGUAAAACAAUAGACCUUUUUACCGAUACAGCAGCCAUAUUGAAUUAAUUCGAUUUAAGGAGUAUUAUAGGAUGCCCAGGGGGCAUGAGCACAUUUCGUUUGUAUUUUUGAGCGUUUGUAUUUUUUUUGUUUGUAUUUUUGAGCGCUUUUCUUAAAGUUUUCUUAGAAUAACAUUGUAAUGGGAGAGAAGAUCCUUGUGCCGUGUUUGGAUGUAAUAAUGAUCGCCUUUUUCUAGUUUAGUAUUAAAAAUAUGGUCUUUCACCGUAUAUUUCUCGGGAAAAAGGCGAUCAUUAUCUCAUCCAAACACGGCACAGGGACCUUUUUCCUCAUUAAAAUCUUAUUCUAAGAAAACUUUAAGAACAAAUGUUCUGAAAAGCGCUCGAAAAUACAAACGAAAUGUGCUCAUGCCCCCUGGGCAUCCUAUAAUACUCCUUAAAUCGAAUUUAAUUCAAUAUGGCCGCCGUAUCGGUAAAAAGGUCUAUUACUGAUCAAGACAAUGUAGUUGGCUGUAUGAGCUAAAUAUAAUGAUUGUAGACAUCUUUGUAUAACUACCUUUAGGCAGCUUCUUACCUUCUUGUACUUAUCAAUAUUAUUUUUUUUUACUUUUUAGGUUGGCCACAACCACAGCUUAUACAGGAGAUCUGUAGGGAUGGUUGCUACCUAGUUGCAAGGCAGCCCAAAGAAGGGAGGAUUCCAGAACGUGAAAAGCACUUUCUGUGGAUAUUUUCUUUUGCAGCAGCAGAAAAGAAGUUGUUGCGUGAGGGCAGUCGUGGUGAGGCAAACUGUUGUCGAAAGCCAGUUUUGCGAAUAUUAAAGGCUCUGAAAGAUGAGCUUAACUGGCACCCUCUUAAGUCUUACCACCUCAAAACCAUACUUUUUCAUGCAUCUGAGGACAACCCCUGGCAAUGGAGCUCUGAUCACAUAGGUGAUCGAUUCAUUGACCUUCUUCAGAGGCUGGAAAAAUGUUUAAGGGAGGUUAAUUGUCCUCAUUAUUUUAUAAAAGAUUUAAACUUGUUUGAGCAGUUUCCUCGCCAGAGAUGUGCUGAAUUGGCUGAAAGUGUAAAAAGGAUAAGAAUGAAUCCUGAACGUGUCUUGAGAAAGUAACAGGUAAGAGAUCUGACACUAAAGAUGGGACAGGUUGUGGUGUCAAAAUACCCUUCAAAUGACGACUACACGUCGUGUAAUUUGCACAUAAAUAAUUCUGUGAUAGAUCUGCUGGUAAACAUUUUUGAUCACCACAUUUUACACUUAAACAUAUGUGCACUCUCUUGUAGCUGUAACACUCCACUGUUAUGUCAUGAAUGGCUUUUAAUUUACAGCAGGAAAUGUUAUUGUAAAAUAAUAUUAAAUUCAAAUGACUCAGCGUGCAAAGAAAGAAGUGUCAGACAAGCAAUAGCCCAGGGCUGCUGGAUUUUUCUAUCGGGCUAGUGAAUUUUUUUCUCAACUUGCCUGAUGGACAGGUGAAGUUUUUUGAGGAAUUCAAAUCACAGAAGAACUGUGUAAUCAAUCCCGUGCAUCAAAACGUUUUUGGGGCUAGUUAUGCUACCUACAGUUGCUUGAAUGGCAAGCUGUAAAACUGUUUUUCUUUGCACCCUGAAUGACUACAUGUAUAAUAAUUGCACGGUGUGUAUUUCACAAGUUAAGGUUUAAGGUUAACAGUUAAGAGUGAAGAUUUUCAAUGGAACCCUGGCCAUUUCUGCACAUGAAGGAAGACAAUCAAAAUUAUUGUAGA
Molecule: messenger RNA, 9463 nt
Organism: Porites lobata
Lineage: Eukaryota; Metazoa; Cnidaria; Anthozoa; Scleractinia; Poritidae
Source: the annotation of a GenBank genome assembly